Molecule: messenger RNA, 6994 nt
Organism: Leucoraja erinaceus (little skate)
Lineage: Eukaryota; Metazoa; Chordata; Chondrichthyes; Rajiformes; Rajidae
Gene: lrp6
Product: low density lipoprotein receptor-related protein 6
Exons: 23
Coding region: 284-5113 (1609 amino acids)
Biological process (GO): receptor-mediated endocytosis involved in cholesterol transport; chemical synaptic transmission; canonical Wnt signaling pathway
Molecular function (GO): Wnt-protein binding; Wnt receptor activity
Source: RefSeq, a predicted model, not a curated record
GCGGGCGCGCGGGCGGGGAGGGAGGGAGGGAGUGAGUGAUGUGAACGCGCGGGCGCUGGAGGAGCGGGCAGACGAUACAUUGUAGCCGAGCACCGAUGGACGAUACACUGUAGCCGAGCGCAGACAGAGAGAGACACACACACACGCGCUGCAGAUGGAUACUGUGUAGCCGACGCUACUGAUGGAUACAUUGUAGCAACAGCCCCGAUGGAGACUUUGUAGCCGAGCCGCGAGUAACAUUGUAACUAUGCGAGCCGGUGGAUCGCGCCGCUGAGGAGGAGAAAUGGGUCCCGCGCUGAGGAAUUUGCUGCUGUGUAGCGUCUGCUCCUUGAUCAGGGGGUCCCCGCUGUUGCUGUUUGCCAACCGCCGAGACCUGCGGCUGGUGGACGUGUCCGGUGGGAAGACAAACGCCACGGUGCUGGUGGCCGGGCUGGAGGAUGCGGCUGCGGUCGACUUUGUCUUCUCCGAGGACCUGGUCUAUUGGACUGACGUGAGCGAGGAGGCGAUCAAGGUGAUCUUCCUCAACCAGACAGACAACACCCAGAAUGUGGUGAUAUGGGGACUGGUCUCGCCCGAUGGCCUGGCAUGCGACUGGCUGGGGAGGAAGUUGUACUGGACCGACUCGGAGACUAAUCGGAUCGAAGUGGCUGAUCUGGACGGGUCGCUGCGAAAAGUGUUAUUCUGGCAAGAUCUCGACCAGCCCAGGGCCAUCACCCUGGAUCCAGGCCGGGGGUACAUGUAUUGGACAGAUUGGGGUGAAGUGCCAAAGAUUGAACGGGCUGGAAUGGAUGGUACAAAGAGAUCCAUUAUAAUUGACAGUAAUAUUUACUGGCCGAAUGGGCUGACGUUGGAUUAUGAAGAAGAAAAACUAUACUGGGCCGAUGCUAAGUUGAGCUUCAUUCACCGAUCAAACUUCGAUGGGACUUUCCGGCAAGUUGUAGUGGACGGAUCUCUUCCACAUCCGUUUGCGUUGACUUUGUUUGGGGACAUGCUGUACUGGACAGACUGGAACACGCACUCGAUACACGCAUGUAAUAAAUACACUGGAGAAUAUCGGCAUGAGGUGCACAGUAACAUCUUCUCCCCCAUGGAUAUCCACGUCUUCAACCAACAACGACAGCCUCACGCAACCAACCCCUGUGGGACCAACAAUGGUGGCUGCUCCCACCUGUGCCUGAUGUCUCCAGUUGAACCUUUCUUCCAUUGUGCUUGUCCAACUGGUGUGCAGCUGCUAGAGGAUGGAGCCAAGUGCAAAGAUGGUGCAUCGGAGCUGCUGCUGUUGGCUCGUCGGACAGACUUGAGGCGGAUAUCCUUGGACACUCCCGACUUUACAGAUGUGAUACUGCAGCUGGACGAUAUCCGGCACGCCAUCGCCAUCGACUACGACCCAGUGGAAGGCUAUAUCUACUGGACCGAUGACGAAGUGCGAGCCAUCAGGAGGUCCUACCUGGAUGGCUCCAGCAGCCAGUUUGUGGUCACCUCUCAGAUCAACCACCCUGACGGCAUUGCAGUGGACUGGGUAGCUCGCAACCUCUACUGGACAGAUACUGGCACUGACCGCAUCGAGGUCACUCGGCUCAACGGCACAAUGCGCAAAAUUCUCAUCUCCGAGGAUCUCGAUGAACCAAGAGCAAUUGUGCUUGACCCCAUGUCUGGGUACAUGUAUUGGACGGAUUGGGGUGAGAAUCCCAAGAUAGAACGCGCUGCCUUGGAUGGCACGGACAGGGUUAUUCUCGUUAAUACGUCGUUGGGUUGGCCGAAUGGUUUAGCUCUGGAUUACGAAGAAAAGAAAAUGUACUGGGGCGAUGCGAAGACGGACAAAAUUGAGGUGAUGAAUUGUGACGGUACUGACAGGCGGGUGCUAGUGGAGGACAAGCUGCCUCACAUCUUUGGUUUCACCAUCCUGGGCGACUACAUCUACUGGACGGACUGGCAGAGACGCAGCAUUGAGCGUGUUCACAAAACAUCUGCCGAGAGGGAGACCAUCAUUGACCAGCUGCCCGACCUGAUGGGUCUGAAGGCAACCAAUGUCCACCGCAUCUUGGGUACCAACCCAUGUGCGGAGAACAACGGUGACUGCAGCCACCUGUGCCUGUACAAGCCUCAAGGUGUACGAUGUGCCUGUCCCAUCGGCCUGGAGCUGAUCCGGGACAUGAGGACCUGCAUCAUUCCUGAAGCCUUCCUUCUCUUCUCUCGUCGGGCCGACAUCAGGCGGAUCUCGCUGGAAACCAACAACAACAACGUGGCCAUCCCGCUGACUGGUGUGAAGGAGGCUUCAGCCCUGGACUUCGAUGUGACCGACAAUCGCAUUUACUGGACAGAUAUCAGCUUGAAGACCAUCAGCCGGGCAUUCAUGAACGGCAGUGCUCUGGAGCACGUGGUGGAGUUUGGCCUGGACUACCCUGAAGGCAUGGCGGUGGAUUGGCUGGGCAAGAACCUGUACUGGGCUGACACCGGCACCAACCGCAUCGAGGUAGCCCGGCUGGACGGGCAGCACCGGCAGGUGUUGGUGUGGAAGGAUCUGGACAGCCCCCGGGCCCUGGCACUGGACCCAGCUCAAGGGUUUAUGUACUGGACUGAGUGGGGAGGUAAGCCAAAGAUCGACAGGGCUGCCAUGGAUGGAACCGGCAGGAUCACUCUGGUUCCAAGUGUUGGACGAGCAAACGGACUAACUAUUGAUUACGCAGAGCGGAGGCUAUACUGGACGGAUCUGGAUACAAGUCUGAUCGAAUCCUCCAAUAUGCUGGGUCUGGAUCGGGAGGUGAUUGCCGAUGAUCUCCCUCAUCCAUUCGGCUUAACACAAUACCAAGACUACAUCUACUGGACGGACUGGAGCCGGCGUAGUAUUGAACGGGCCAACAAAACCAGCGGGCAAAACCGCACCAUCAUCCAAGGCCACUUGGACUACGUGAUGGAUAUCCUGGUGUUCCAUUCCUCAAGGCAGGGCGGGUGGAACGAGUGCUCUUCCAGCAAUGGCCACUGCACCCACCUGUGUUUGGCCAUGCCGGCUGUUGGCUACGUGUGUGGAUGCCCAGCUCACUACUACCUCAACGUGGACAACAAGACCUGUAGCCCUCCAACUUCGUUUUUGCUGUUCAGUCAAAAGAAUGCGAUUAAUCGAAUGGUUAUUGAUGAACAGCAGAGUCCAGAUAUCAUCCUUCCCAUCCACAGCCUGAAAAAUGUCCGGGCCAUCGAUUAUGAUCCCGUCAACAAACAUCUCUAUUGGAUCGAUUCUCGUCAAAAUGUUAUCCGGCGUGCACAGGAAGAUGGGAGCCAGAGUUUUACAGUCGUGACGAGCGCUCUCCCCAACCAGAACAUAGACAUGCAGGCGUAUGACCUCAGCAUCGACAUCUACAGCCGCUACAUCUAUUGGACAUGCGAGGCUACCAAUGUUAUCAACGUCAUGAGACUGGAUGGGAAACCAAUCGGUGUUGUUCUAGACGGGGAGCAAGAUCGACCACGAGCCAUCGUCGUCAACCCAGAGAGGGGGUACAUGUACUUCACCAACCUUCAGGACCGGUCUCCGCAGAUCGAGCGGGCAGCUCUGGACGGGACGGAACGCGAGGUGCUGUUCUUCAGCGGCCUCAGCAAACCCGUCACUCUGGCCAUCGACAACAAGUUUGGCAAACUUUUCUGGGCCGACUCCGACCUGCGCCGCAUUGAGAGCAGCGACCUGUCAGGUGCAAACCGCGUGGUUCUGGAAGAUGCGAACAUCCUUCAGCCUGUGGGCCUCACCAUCUUCGGCGACCACUUGUACUGGAUCGACAGACAGCAGCAGAUGAUCGAGAGGAUUGAGAAGACAAAUGGUCACAGUCGGACAAAGAUCCAAGCGCGCAUCGCCCAGCUCAGCGAUAUCCACGCCGUGAAAGAGCUCGACCCACAGGGUUUUGCUGAACACCCGUGCGCUCAGGAUAACGGAGGCUGUUCCCACAUCUGUAUCGUGAAGGGUGACGGGACUGCUCGCUGCUCGUGCCCAGUCCACCUGGUGCUACAUCAGGACGAGCUCUCCUGCGGAGACCCACCGACCUGCGCACCUGACCACUUCACCUGUGCCACAGGUGAUGUCGACUGCAUCCCGCUGGCAUGGCGAUGUGACGGAUACCCAGAGUGUGAUGAUCAGAGUGACGAGCAACACUGCCCAGUGUGUUCCGACAGCCAGUUCCAGUGCACCAGUGGCCAGUGCAUCGACAUUGUCCUCAGGUGCAACGGAGAAUCCAACUGCCAGGACAAGUCUGAUGAGGAGAAAUGUGAAGUUCUGUGCCCCAUGGACCAAUUCCGAUGUGCCAAUGGCCAAUGCAUUGCCAAGCAUAAAAGAUGUGACCAGAACAGCGACUGUACUGACAAUUCAGAUGAAGUUACCUGCUAUCCCACUGAGGAGCCAACGCCUCAGCCCACCAACACCAUCGGUUCGAUUAUCGGGGUCAUCCUCUCGGUCUUUGUGAUCGGAGCCAUGUACUUCAUCUGCCAGCGUGUUCUGUGCCCGCGCAUGAAGGGCGAUGCGGAGACCAUGACAAAUGAUUUUGUUGUACGUGGGUCGGCAUCGGUGCCUCUGGGCUAUGUUCCCCACACCAGCUCUCUCCCGGGAUCACUGCAAGGCAUGUCCCGGGGCAAGUCUGUGAUGAGUUCCCUCAGUAUUAUGGGGGGCAGCAGUGGACCCCCCUAUGACAGAGCCCACGUCACAGGAGCCUCAUCCAGCAGCUCCUCAAGUACCAAAGGCACAUACUUCCCUCCUAUGCUGAAUCCACCCCCUUCCCCAGCCACAGAACGGUCACAGUACACCAUGGAAUUUGGUUACUCUUCAAACAGCCCUUCUAUUCAUAGAUCAUACAGCUACAGACCGUACGCCUACCGCAACUUUGCUCCACCCACCACUCCGUGCAGCACCGAUGUUUGUGACAGUGACUACACUCCGGGACGGAGAGUGGCCCCAACUAAAUGUUACAGCGAUCUGAACUAUGACUCGGAGCCGUUCCCUCCUCCUCCAACACCUCGGAGCCAGUACCUGUCGGCUGAGGAGAACUAUGAAAGCUGCCCCCCUUCGCCUUAUACAGAACGGAGUUACUCCCACCACCUGUAUCCACCUCCCCCGUCUCCAUGCACAGACUCUUCCUGAACCAACGCAAAACCGCUUCUACCCUCACUGUAAAUAAUUGUUAAUAUGAAGAGACUAACUAGGUGGAAGAAAUACCAAGGACACGGGACAUGCGGUUUGUACAGUGAGAAUAAAUUAGACAGGGAGGGGAGGGAAUCGAGUUGUACAUUACAGAGGAUAUUUAUAUAUUUUCUAUCAGCACCUGCUGGAUGUGCCAUAAAAAAAUUGUAAACAUUUGUACAAAUGAAAGAAAAGAAUUUUCUCCAAACAAAACAUAAAAUGCCUUAAUGCAGGAAAGCAAGUGUACCUAAGAAGAGACGAAAGUAAACUGGCACAUAGAUGAAUAGGGCACAGAACAAUGGUUUGUGUCUGCACUGCCUCGAGAGGACCGACAGAGGCCGAGCCAGCGGUGUUGCUGUGUGGAGCUGGUGUGCGGUGUUGCUGUGUGGAGCUGGUGGGGGACCUUGUUUCGUGUGAUUCCGCAGUACUCACUUGAAGGAGAGCUACCUGCAGAAUCGGGGCACGGAGUUUCCUGUUACACCAGCGUUCCUGUGGGUCCUGCCACUCGGCCUGCCAUCAGCGUUGAAGUCAGCGUGUACAGCCAACUCUCUCAGAAGCUGCCGCUCACCCUGGCUGCAAAUGGGGUGCAGUGAAAACCACUCCUGCCUGCUCUUGUUGCCGCGAAAACCAGCGCGGAAAAAAUGGUGGCAAAACACCUGUGACGUUUUACAGAAUCAUCUGCCCUGAUACCUUUUAAAAAAAAUACUCAAUGAGCUUUUAACUUCAGUGCCCAAACGUUCUGAGUGUAUUUUUAUAUCACAUGUUGUGUAGAUACCCUAUUUAUAAGCUAUGAAAUAACCUUGUAUUGGAGGUUCUGUAAAGCCUGUCCAUAUAUCCUUACAAUACUUUCAUGUAUAGUUUUAUUGUUACACUUUAUUUUAUUUUUCUAUAAAACAUUAGUACAAGGGAUAACGACAAUCUCAGAUUUUUUUUAAUAGGCCAGAUAAGCUUUUUAUUUCUCCGUGUACCAAAUGUAAAUUUUCCACCAUCACGAGGUCCUGGGCAAAAAUACAGCAAUCAGCUUUAUAUUCCAGAAGGUGCCAUUGAAUAGUUACAUUCACAGCAAAGACUGAACACUUUUUAAAAGUCUCUAUGAUCGACUGAGAUGUUUGGUGGAUCUUAAUUGUGUUGAGCUCUUCGGACGUCAUUUCUUAUUUAAAUCGGUUAACAUUUUCUACUUUGGUCACAAAGCAUGUGUCAGUCAGCUUGUAGAUGACAAUGUUUAGCCUGUCUGGGCUCUGUCGGACCGACCGCCUGGUCCACUUGUCCCAGCUUACCUCCGUGUAAUGGCGGAACUCUGUGCCAAAUGUUCCUACAUGAAGCAUCUGAAGGUGGUGUGUCUCUAAAACAGCAACCUUGAUUGCAAGUGAAGGGUCUCGUGCUUCUGAAUGCUUAUCCCCCUCCCGUUCCCACUUGGAGAGACAGUUGUAUUUCGGUGAUACCCCUGUGACCAUCUCCUCAGCAUCCACUCUGCCCCGUCCCAGUAACGCAACUGUUUGCAAGGGUGUGGCUUAAAUUACUGGCCAAUAUUUGGUCAAUAGCAUUCUCAAAACGUAAAAUGUUUAAGAAGGAACUGCGUAUGCUGGAAAAAUCGAAGGUAGACAAAAAUGCUGGAGAAACUCAGCGGGUGAGGCAGCAUCUGUGGAGCGAAGGAAUAGGUGACGUUUCGGGACCCCCUGAGUUUCUCCAGCAUUUUUGUCCACAUUCGAAAUGUAAAAUGUGCUUUAAGUGUGUGAGCUGAUUUUUUUUCAUAAAGCACCUUGUACAAAGUCUUUUCUGUUCUUAUCAAGUUGUAACAAAUGAGAAGUUGAUUUUUAUAAUUAAAAGCCAGUGAAAUCUGUA